This is a messenger RNA of Suricata suricatta (meerkat), 7326 nucleotides long. RefSeq names its product zinc finger protein 592 (gene ZNF592). The record is from RefSeq and is a predicted model, not a curated record. The transcript has 10 exons. NCBI's taxonomy places the organism in Eukaryota, Metazoa, Chordata, Mammalia, Carnivora, Herpestidae. The coding region runs from base 36 to 4025 and encodes 1329 amino acids.
GUGGUGUUUGGAAACUAGACCAUGUGCCUAGGUAGAUGCUCCUUUCUCCGCAGCGCCACACCCCCUGCGCCGCUCGCCACACCCUUGUUUUGAGAACCUCUCUGAGUCAGUCCGGGAGCAAUCUGCAGACGUGUAUUUGGAAGCCACUGGACCAGAUCAUUUCUGAGGUCCCCUUCAGCUCUAACAUCCUCCCCUGCCAGCGUUCAGCCAUGGGGGAUAUGAAAACUCCAGAUUUUGAUGACCUUCUGGCUGCCUUUGACAUCCCAGACCCCACCAGCCUUGAUGCCAAGGAGGCCAUCCAGACCCCCAGCGAGGAGAAUGAGAGCCCCCUCAAGCCCGCAGGCAUGUGCAUGGAGGAGAGCGUGUCUUUGUCUCACUCAGGAUCAGCCUCCGAUGUGCCGGCCGUGAGUGUCAUUGUCAAGAACACCAGCCGCCAGGAGUCGUUCGAAGCGGAGAAGGACCACAUCACUCCUAGCCUCCUCCACAAUGGGUUCCGGGCCUCGGACCUGCCUCCAGACCCCCCCAACCUGGGCCACAACUGUGGGAAGUUUGACUCCACUUUCAUGAAUGGAGACAGUGCCAGGAGUUUCCCUGGCAAGCUAGAACCUUCCAAGUCAGAGCCGUUGCCAACCUUUAACCAGUUCAGUCCGAUCUCCAGCCCAGAACCCGAGGAUGCCAUCAAAGAUAAUGGGUUUGGAAUGAAGCCCAAGCACUCUGACGGUUACUUCCCACCCCCUCCUGGGUGUGGGCCUGUGGGGGGCCCAGUCCUGGAGGCUCUGGCGAAGUAUCCAGUCCCAGAGCUGCAUAUGUUUGAUCACUUUUGUAAGAAAGAGCCCAAGCCAGAGCCUCUGCCCCUGGGGAGUCCGCAGGGACAGGAGCGAGGGGGGCAGAAGGUGGGGGAGCCUCACAAGGAGCUGGAUGCCAGUCGGUUCUUUGGGGAAGCUUUGGAAUUCAACAGCCACCCCAGCAACAGUAUCGGAGAGCCUAAGGGGCUCGCCCUGGAGCUCGGCACCUGCUCAUCAGUCCCCCCUAGGCAGCGUCUGAAGCCAGCGCAUUCUAAGCUGUCCUCUUGUGUUGCAGCCUUGGUGGCCCUGCAGGCCAAAAGAGUGGCCAGUGUCACCAAGGAGGAUCCACCUGGCCACACGAAGGAUCCCUCAGGGCCCAUGAAAGAGGGCUCCAAAGGCAGCCCGAAAAUGCCCAAGUCACCAAAGAGUCCCCGGAGCCCCCUGGAGGCCACUAGAAAGAGCAUCAAGCCCUCCGACAGCCCUCGGAGCAUCUGCAGUGACAGCAGCAGCAAAGGCUCCCCCUCAGUGGCCGCCAGCUCCCCCCCAGCAAUUCCCAAAGUCAGGAUCAAAACCAUUAAGACAUCAUCAGGGGAGAUCAAGCGGACCGUCACGAGGAUCCUGCCGGAUCCUGACGAUCCCAGUAAGUCUCCUGUUGGGUCCCCUCUAGGGAGCACCGCUGCUGAGGCCCCCAGCGAGGUGCCAGAGGAGGAGGUGACGGCCUUGCCUGCGGUGGAGCGCUCUCCUGAGCGGGGUGCAAACACUGGGAGCCCCCAGGGCGACAAGAAGGGGGAUGAGGGUGAGCCGAAGGCCGGCGGAUCUUCGUCUCCCUGCGGCAGCCCCGGGUCUCGGGCCCCGAAGGGGGCUGCCCCCGGCCCCCAGGCGGGCAAGAAGCAGCAGAGUGCAGCGCCCUCCACGCCGGCCCCCGCCAGCCUCCUGCCCAAGGCCGUGCACCUGGCCAACCUGAACCUGGUGCCCCACAGCGUCGCUGCGUCGGUCACGGCCAAGUCCUCGGCGCAGAGGCGGAGCCAGCCGCAGCUCCCCCAGAUGUCGGUGCCGCUGGUCCACCAGGUGAAGAAGGCCGCCCCGCUGGCCGUGGAGGUCUUCAACAAGGUCCUGCACAGCUCCAACCCCGUGCCCCUCUACGCGCCCAAUCUCAGCCCGCCGGCGGACAGCAGGAUCCACGUGCCGGCCAGCGGCUACUGCUGCCUGGAGUGUGGGGACGCGUUCGCCCUGGAGAAGAGCCUGAGCCAGCACUACGGCCGGCGGAGCGUGCACAUCGAGGUGCUGUGCACGCUGUGCUCCCAGACACUGGUCUUCUUCAACAAGUGCAGCCUGCUCCGGCACGCCCGCGACCACAAGAGCAAGGGGCUCGUCAUGCAGUGCUCGCAGCUGCUCGUGAAGCCCAUCUCUGUGGACCAGAUGUUCGCGUCCGCCCCCGUGAACGCCCCAGCCCCGGCCGCCCCUGCCACCCCUGCCACCCCCGCCUCCCCCAAACCCGGCCCGGCCCCGGGCGCUGCCAGCCCAGCCCUUCCGGCCUUGCCGCUCUACCCGGACCCCGUGAGGCUCAUCCGGCACGGGAUCAAGUGUCUCGAGUGUCACAGGCAGAUACGCGACUACAUGGCCAUGGCUGCACACUUCCAGAGAACGACGGAGGAGACCGAGGGGCUGACUUGCCCGGUGUGCCAGAUGCUGCUGCCCAACCAGUGCAGCUUCUGCGCCCACCAGCGGAUCCACGCGCACAAGUCCCCCUACUGCUGCCCGGAGUGCGGGGCCCUCUGCCGCUCGGCCUACUUCCAGACCCACGUGAAGGAGAACUGCCUGCACUAUGCCCGCAAGGUGGGCUACAGGUGCAUCCACUGUGGGGUCGUCCACCUGACCUUGGCCUUGCUGAAAAGCCACAUCCAGGAGCGACACUGCCAGGUUUUCCACAAAUGUGCAUUCUGCCCCAUGGCCUUCAAGACUGCCAGCAGCACCGCGGACCACACCGCCUCUCAGCACCCCACCCUGCCCCACAGACCCUCCCAGCUCAUUUAUAAGUGCUCCUGUGAAAUGGUCUUCAACAAGAAGAGACACAUUCAGCAGCAUUUUUACCAGAACGCCAGCAAGACGCAGGUGGGCGUCUUCAAGUGCCCCGAGUGCCCGCUCCUGUUCCUGCAGAAGCCGGAGCUGAUGCAGCACGUCAAGAGCACCCACGGUGUUCCCCGGAACGUGGACGAGCUGUCCAGCCUCCAGUCUUCAGUGGACACGGCCCCAAGCCGGCCCGGCUCUCGAGUUCCCACCGAACCCCCACCUGCCAGCGUGGCGGCCCGCGGCAGCUCCUUGUCCUCCGGCCGCUGGGGCAGGCCUGAGGCCCAUCGCAGGGCCGAGGCCAGGCCCCGGCUGAGGAGCACUGGCUGGACCUGCCAGGAGUGUCAGGAGUGGGUUCCUGACCGGGAGAACUACGUGUCCCACAUGAAGAAGAGCCACGGUCGGACGUUGAAGCGGUACCCGUGUCGGCAGUGCGAGCAGUCCUUCCACACCCCCAACAGCCUGCGCAAACACAUCCGCAACAACCACGACACCGCGAGGAAAGUCUACACUUGUGGGUACUGCACGGAGGACGGCCCCAGCUUUCCUCGGCCCUCUCUGCUGGAGAGCCACAUCAGCCUUAUGCAUGGGAUCAGAAACCCCGAUUUGAGCCAGACGUCCAAAGUCAGACCUCCGGGAGGACAUUCCCCUCAGGUGAGUCAUCUGAAAAGACCAGGCAGCGGAGCCGGGGACGCUGCGGGCACCAGCAAUGGCGCGGCCGUCUCUUCCACCAAAAGGCACAAGUCCCUGUUCCAGUGCGCCAAGUGCGGCUUUGCCACAGACUCGGGGCUCGAGUUCCAGAGCCACAUACCUCAGCACCAGGCGGACAGCUCCACGGCCCAGUGUCUCCUCUGUGGCCUGUGCUACACCUCUGCCAGCUCCCUCAGCCGCCACCUCUUCAUCGUCCACAAGGUGAGAGACCAGGAGGAGGAGGAGGAGGAGGAGGAGGAGGCCACGGCGGAGGCGGCGGAGCCGGAGGAGGGCUCCGGGGAGGAGGCGUCCAUGGAGACCAGGGAGAACGGACUGGAAGAAUGUGCCGGAGAGCCUUUGUUCGGUGACACAGAGGCCAGGUCACUGGGCCCAGCUCCUGCGGAGGAUGGAGCCCAGGACGCUCAGAGUCAACCACCGGCCCCUCAGGACCAGGACAGCCACACCCCAUCCCCUCAGGUGUGACCGGAGGCUUUGCAGUGUGCGCGGCCGGAGGGGUGCGCCGGCGUCCCCUGUCCGCCGUGGGGAUGAUGGGAAAUACAAGGCGGUGCCCCGGGGUGCCCUGGGUGUCUCCCAGCCCUGUGCAGCGUGUGGUCACCCGGGGCCCUGACGAUCUGAAUUUGCUUUUGUUAUUUAUGGCUUUGUGCUGCUUCUUGGUACCCCAGCUCUUGUCUGUGUCCUUCCAGCCCCAGGCCACGUAGGUGGCCCAGCCCCAGCGCCGUCACCUCGGCUCAAGACCCCUUGGCGCCGUGCUCUUCCGGGAGGUCCCUGCUUGCUGCCUUUAGCCAGGGCUGUGCUGGGAGUCCCGGGGGUGCAGACGGCCUUUCUGCUUCAUGCCAGCAGAGCUGGAGAGGGGUGAGGGUGCGGCCCUCCUGGGGCCUCCGCCCGGGCUGGCCUGGGGGGGGUGCAGUCACCCUGCCCUCCCUUCCUAUCUUCUCAGAUUCUUUUUCCCAAAAACAGUUCUGGAGAAGUGUCACCCCAGCCCUCCUGUCUGCGUGGGUGGAAGAAGGUUGUGCAGCACACGUCUGUUGGGGCCCUGGGGGGGCAGGCGCUGCUGCCCAGGCAGGCAGGCACCGGGAGGCAGACCCCCUUCAGGAGGAGCUGGGCGCCCCCGUUCUGCUGCUGUCCUGCCUUUCCUGACAAGUGGGCCUGGGGGCACACGGACAUCGGAAUCCUUGUGCUCCGGCUCCUGUGCCCUUAGAGAGGCUGCGGCUCCGGGCAGGCCGGCCCCUCCUCCUCUUGGCUACACUCAUGUUGCUCAGACGAUAUUUCAAAUAAAAAAUCUUCGUACCAUGCAGGUGGGCUCUUGUGUUCCUCCUCAGGUGAGCCUGGCCCCGCCCUGCUCCACGUAAGAGCCUCUCGCCCACUUCUGUUGCUGUCCCGUCUCUGGGGGGCCCCGAAGGUCGUCUCCAGGUCCUGGAGCCAUGGUUAGGAAGCGAGCCGUGUGGAACUUGGUCCUUUAGAAACCUUGCGAGGGCGUGGGGGAGGGUCUUCAUGCCGGUCAGGAGUCGCCCGCAAGGUCUCCUGGGGUCAGCAGCCCUGGCAGGAGGGCCCAAUCAAAACGUUUUGGGCACCUCCGCAGACCGGUGGCCGUGGGGCGGGCCGAGGGUCGCGGGGAGCUUCUGCAGUUAUGUGGCGUUCGGGAGGGCUUGCUGUGCUGCCGCCGCAGGGAGCUCUCGGGUGCACAGACUCGGGGUCAGCCAGGCGCCUGGGCCGUCUCCACUGCUGACUGUCGGGUCCCCGCGCAGGUGCCCCCGUGCUCUGGCGCAAGCUGCUGCUGCGGCGCCGCGUGGCCGGGGUGCAGGGCUGGGCCUGGCCGAGUCCCAGGCCGCGGAGGGGAGCGGUGCCGGCCGCGUUGUCACAGGGGCCCUCUCGAGGGAGUCAGAUAGGCACGCCUGGCCUUCUCACAACUAAAAAGUACAUUUUCUGUCAAAUGCCAGAUUUUUAGUGGAAAUGUGAAUGGCACGGAGAGCCACUAGCGUGUGCCUCAGUUUCCAGGAGACUCUGCCAUCCCUGCUUCCCAGGCAGGCAGUGAGGCAAGCUGGGCCUGAGGCCGCCGCCCACAGAGCCCACGGCCACCCAGGUUGGCUGCCGCCCCUUUCCUGGCUCCACCACAGGGCCUGCCCUGCACCCCGCGGUCCAUUCGCAGGUGCAGAUCACAGAGGAGGCUCUGCGAGGGGUUUGAGAUGGAUUGGCGCCUCUCCUCCCACUCGGAAAUGGUGUGGGGGGUGUGGGGGAGGGCACGGCCACCUUGCGGCCUCGGCCACCCGUCCUGACCCAGAUCCAGCUCUCUUUCCUGGGACUGGGGUGGGGCCGGAAGUCUGAGCUCCUCCCCCGGGAACCUGGCCCACAUCCUGGGUGCUGCCCUCCAUCAGCUCUUAGCAAAGCCCCUCACCUCACUGCUCAGCCCCUUCCAGACAGUCCUGGUGGUUCCCAUGCAGCUCGCUGCACAGGCGUUCGUGGGGUGAGGCACGGGGGACCUUUUCUGAGUUUGUGAAACACUAACUGCGUGAACGCAAGCAGUUCUUGCCUUUAGGGCCGGGAGGGUGGGGCGCCCCUCCCCGGUGUUCAGGCUGGGAUGGGGGUGGUCAGCCAUGCCUUGCCUGGGACACGUAUCCAUGUAGCAGCAGUGGUGGCGAUGGCCCUGCAGGCCCUGCUUGUGCACCCCACAUCUUGCUAAAUACUUCUGGUGGCUUCCAUCUAGUCCUCACAAGGACCUCACAGACAGAAAACCGCAACUCCGAGAGGUCAGAGGACCUGCCAGGCCCCCUGUAAGCGCUGGUGCCGAGUCAAGCCCCAGGGGUCCCCAAGUCCUGUGCUUGUGGCGUCAGGCCCUGGGCUGCCUCAGAGCCCCGGCUGCUCGUCCACACUGUGCAGCCACCCACACGCCUGCUUUCCUACCUCCCCUGUGGUCGGGGUGCCCCACCGAGCGCCCCGUUCUCUUUGGAGUCAGUCUGCGCCGAGUCAUCCCAAGGAGAACCCUGCACGGAACUCGUGUGUGUGACCCUCUGUGACCUCUCAUUCACAUCGGGUGUACCUUGCAUUUGAAGAAUAUUUCUGGGCGGGGGGGCACCAUCCCAGAAAACAUGGUUCCCUCAGGGUCCAAUAUCUUCUGAUCUUUUCUUUUUUUCAGAUGUUUUUAAUGGGUGUGCUAUCAUAUCGUUUGUUAUCAUCAGAAAACUCUUGCUGUAACAAGCACUUAUCUGCACAUUAGCUGAUCAAGUUAAACAGAGAAGAUCCCCAUCCUUGUAGAAACAACCUAAUACACUGUAAGGCUUGACGAAUGACUCGUGUUUAUUUUCCAACUGCUUUGUCUCUGUAAAAUGACGUGCCGAAUCACUAUAAUUGGUGUAGAAAGAACUGUUCCCUUAACUUAUGUAAACAGUCUGGUUUUGAAAACUUCACAGUUGUGGCUCAGCGAGUUCCCGACACGCUGCCUUCCCCUCGAGAGAGGAGCCCGGCACAGCCCCGUUCAUCACUGUAUAUCCCGCUCUGGGCGCGCUUUCUUUGACUCGUUUUUGAAUUUGUUGUUGUUUUGAAAAAUUAUACAUAUACAUGGUAAGACAUCUGAACAGUACGAAAGAGUGAGUAUACAACGAGGAGUAAGCUUCCGAUCGGAGGUCAGCCUGCGGCUCCCCAGCCCACCUCCAGGGCUCAUCACUGUUACCUAGGUCUCGUGUACCCUUUCUCGGCAACUCUAUGCAUUUACAAGUUUAUAAAUAUGUAUAUUUAUAUAUCUAUUUUUAAUACAAAUGGUAGCAUUCUA